Molecule: messenger RNA, 5210 nt
Organism: Misgurnus anguillicaudatus (oriental weatherfish)
Lineage: Eukaryota; Metazoa; Chordata; Actinopteri; Cypriniformes; Cobitidae
Gene: trhrb
Product: thyrotropin-releasing hormone receptor b
Biological process (GO): phospholipase C-activating G protein-coupled receptor signaling pathway
Cellular component (GO): membrane
Molecular function (GO): thyrotropin-releasing hormone receptor activity
Source: RefSeq, a predicted model, not a curated record
GUAAAUUCACAGGGUUUGAAUGAUAUUUCCAGCUUUCAUUUCUGUGAAUUGUGCCCGUGCGUAAAACGCCCCUUAUGCGCAUCUGAUCACGCAGCCAAAGGAGAGACUAAAUUCAGCACCGGCGCGCUAUCCGUCAAAGCGCAGAUCCAUCACUUGAUCUACAGCAAGAGCAGAGAGCACAUCUGUCUUCAAUGCCAUUUUACAACAGCUGAAGGACAAGCACCAUUAGAUCCUGUCGAUUGUACGAUAUUAUUCAUUAAAAUGAAUGUAAAUUAGUAUCAAUCAAAAACUAAAAGACCAAGUGCGUAACUAAGCGCGUAAAGUUCUUAUUUGACGCUUAUUGUGGAAUGAACAGCAUGAAAUCAUGUAAUCACACCGGACUUUACAUCAUUCAAGUGUGAGCUUAAAACUUGGAGACCUUUCCAGAAUGGAGAACUUGACGGCAACUAAUGAGACUUUGGAAACCUGGACUGACCGCAGCCUCGAAUACAAGGUGAUCAGCGUCCUGAUAGUUUUCCUAAUAUGCGCUCUUGGCAUUGUUGGAAACGUGAUGGUCAUUUUGGUCGUCCUUACCACGAAACACAUGCGGACCCCCACUAACGGUUACCUGGUUAGUUUGGCCGUCGCAGACCUAAUGGUCUUGAUCUCGGCCGGUCUACCGAGCAUAGCGGACAGUUUAUUCGGUUCGUGGAUUUUUGGGCACCUCGGGUGCCUUUCCAUCACCUAUUUCCAAUAUCUCGGAAUCAACGCAUCGUCGUGCUCCAUAACGGCGUUCACUAUAGAGCGAUACAUCGCUAUAUGUCACCCGAUCAAAGCGCAGUUUUUAUGCACGCUCUCCAGGGCAAAGAAAAUUAUUUUAGGAGUCUGGGUCUUUACCUCGCUUUACUGCGUUAUGUGGUUUUAUCUGACCGACAUCCAACAGGUGGUCUACAAGGAUGUGACUAUAGUAACGUGCGCGUACAAAGUGUCCAGAAACCUUUACCUACCCAUAUAUUUUUUCGAUUUUGGCAUCUUCUUUGUUCUACCACUCACCCUUGCGACAAUCCUGUAUGGGCUCAUUGCAAGAAUUUUGUUUCUUAAUCCGCUACCGUCCGACCUUAAAGAGGACAAAAAUGGGCACAAGAACUUUUGCAUGGCAAAAAAGAACAAGAUGAAGAAUUCCAGCCGAUGCUCAAGUAAAACUGCAGCAUCCAGGAGACAGGUAACAAAGAUGCUGGCAGUGGUGGUUAUUCUGUUUGCUGUACUAUGGAUGCCGUACCGCACACUGGUGGUGGUUAACUCCUUCCUGCAGGAGGCUUAUCUGGACAUCUGGUUUCUGCUCUUCUGUCGCACCUGCGUCUACCUCAACAGCGCUAUUAACCCCCUCAUCUACAACGUCAUGUCACAGAAGUUCCGCGCCGCAUUCAGGAGGCUCUGCCGCUGCGGACGCUCCGCGCAGGCGCAGAAGGUGGCCUACAGCGUCGCCCUAACUUACAGCGUUGCCAAGGAAACAUCGACGGUGGAGACCACAGCGCAUUUUUCAACCGACAUAGACGAUCUGACACCAUCGGAGGAUUUGUUCUCUGAUAAGAAGCUCAUGUACACGCAGAACUGCGAGUUUGCAAAAUAAACUUUUAGUCAGACCUGAUAAACUUACAAUACACACAAACAUUUGGUGUCACUAUAUAAGUAAAGUCAUAAACAGUUUCUUUAUCCCCUAAAUGAGUGGACUUCAACAACAUUUUAAGGACGCCCACUCACAAUAUCUAACCUCUCUGGAAAAGGUACAAGAAGGUACAAAAAUUGUCACUGGGGUGGUACCAUUUUUAUACCUAAAAGGUGGAUAUUGGUACCAUAGAGGUACAUACUGGUUCCUCAAAAGUACAUACAGUAUCUUUACCAAAAUGGUACAUAUUAGGACCGUCCCAGUGACAACCAAAUAAAAAAUAGAGCUUAGCAUAACUAGAAAGACAUAUAGUCAGUACAACAUAACCAAACACUACGAAAUAUCUUGAUUUUCGUUUUGUUCAAUUAUAAAUAAUUUAAAGUCACGUUGAUGCCCCGUGCAAGGCCUCCUGGUUAAGUAUCAUGGACUUAAAUCGUACCCUCACAGAAGCAUGUGUCAUAGAAAAACAUGAUUUUGCCUUUUUAUUUAAAAUUUCCUCAGAAGUAGGUUGUCAUGAUACUUCACUAUGAACGUUUUGCCCUCACAAGUAUAGCUAAACCUACGCGCGCACACACAUCUCAGUGCCAUGAAUACCACAAGAAGCACUCAAAAAGUCAUGCUCACUUAGAAGUCAUCGCAUUAUGUUGCGAGCUUGUCAAACUGUUUCUUGGAAACGGUUCAUUAAGCGUGUUUCAUCAGUCACAGAGUUGCAUUCUUUGCAAGUGAUAUUACUCUUAAUUGAAAACACAAUGUACUGUAUAAAUAAUGCAGGGGUAACUGAAGUACAUAUUGAUCCCAAUCUAUCAUUGGGGGUCCUUGUUUUGAUUAAUGAGUGUUUUUUCUGCUGCAGACCCCUGGGAAAAAACAGCUGAGGCUGCUUUAGUCUGCAGUUGCUGCAAACAUGUUCAAUGAUGUGCUUUGUUGUAGUUUGCUGUAAUGUCAGGAACCGAUGUAUAUAUCAUUAAUAUAUAUUUUGAUAAGAUACAAUGUUUUUAUUCCCAAACUAAUGAGACAGGAAGUAUCAGGGUAAACUGUAAAUAAGCGAUGAAUUAACAAACAAAGAAACCAAGUUAAAUGGCGAAUAGAAAUCUAAAUGGAGGAAUGAAUGAUUUGACUUGUGGAAUUAUUUUAAUAGAAAAAUACAGUUAUACUGUAAAAUGUAAUCAUGUAAGAAUAUUUGAAGAGUUUGAUUCCAAAACGAGAUAACUCCGUUAUUUUUUUAUUUGUUGAUUGUGAAUUCCAAUUAAUAUCAAUCAAACUGCAGUUGGUUUGUUUUGAUUUAAGCUUUCAUAAUAAAAAUAAAAAAAACAGUAAGUAGCAAAAUAAAAAACAAUAAAACACGAUUACAUAAAAGUUAACAUGUUUUGACAAAAAAUUUAAAAAAGGAGUUAAAGGCGAGGUGCGCAAUCUCUGAAAGCCAAUGUUGACAUCUGAAAUCACCUAAACAAACAUGCCCCUACCCCAAUAGAAUCUGGACCGUCUUUUGAUAGACCCGCCCAUAGACUGUAAAAAAAGAUGGACGACGCCCGUUCGCUCUCUUCCAUUGAAGCCGCCAGUGUGCCGAUACGGUGCUGACAUCUUGGGUCCUGAGUCUGCGCAGUAGCGAUUUCGGAACCAGUCCUGCGCAGUAGUGAGCAGAAAGUAAAGCCGCGAAAUCAAGGCCCCGCCCUCGCAGAAUGCGCAUAUCACAGCUAUCAAUCAUGACGUGACACCACUAACUAAAACAAACUUAUUUUAAAAACAAACACUUGAAUUUACAUCAGCGUGAUAAAAACUACAGUAAAUGACAGAAACCAGCUUAGGAAAAAAGAUAAUUGAAGUGUAAUUAAAUUGUUUAGUUCAGUAGUUCUCAAACUGGGGUCCGGGGCCCCCAGGGGGGCCGCGAGAUGGUGCCAGGGGGGCCCCAGUUUUAUGACAUUUUAUAAAAUACAUUAAUUUAUCAUGAAUUCUGUGUAAUUAAACCUAAAAAGAAAUAAGGCUACUAACCAACAGCACUACUUUAUAUAACUUAUGUUUUGUUUAAUUAAAAUGUUACAUUUUAGAACAGUUUUUGUCAUACAUUUUCUUUGGGGGGGCCGCGAAGGAUUGCACCACAAGGGGGGCCGCAAGCGGAAAAAGUUUGAGAACCACUGGUUUAGUUGGUCUCAAGUCCUAUUGAAUAACAUGGGGGAGGCGGGGUUUAUGACCUAUACUGGAACCAGUCACUGAGGGGCGAUGGAGAUGUUUUUGCUUCACUUUUCAGGGCUUGUGCGGCACGCUUGGACCCGCCCCACACAUACGCAACCCAGGCAACGAUGUCGGUUGGUAGACACGCCCCUUAAUGCAGAUUGGCUACAAGUGUGUUUUGGUAGUCGGCCCCGACUCUCUUUUCCAAAGCGUUUUUCAGAAAUCGUGCACCUUUAACUCGUUUUGGAACCAAACUCUUCAUUUUCUGUAUUGCUUUACAGAUUAAUAUAUUUAUAUUAUAUUUGUAUAAAAAAGGCUUUCAUUGAUCUGAUGCCUUAUUUGUAAGCAUCAUCAGCUGCAAAGUUAACCUUCAUGCAUUUUUGUACAUAUCUUCUCAUCAGAUACACCAGUUGAAUUAGCUUGAUUUAGCAUAUUUACAUUCGAAGUUUAAAGUCAGUGUGCAUUUUUCAUAGUUUUUUAAAUGUAAUAUUAAGGGUGUCAUUAUAGUGUGGAAAAGUUCUCUGUUGUGUUUUUAAUGGUUAGGCAGCUUUACGGUCCAGUGUCAAUGAUUUUUAGCUAUAUUUUUGCAGAUUUUUUUUUUUUACAAAUAAGUUGCACAAAGAGGUUUCACAAGCAGGUUUGUUUGCAAUAAAAUUGUGUUUAAAGACAGGGUUAUAGAGUCCACCAGAGUUGGAUAAAUGACAGAGAUAUAAUACAGUUACAGUGUAUUCAAAACUAUUUUUCUGUAAAUCAAAUACAUUUGUGUAAUUGUGUGGUAACUGUUAAACUGUAAAUGCUUGCCAAUGUACUGCUGAAUUAUUCAAUCAGGUUGGUAUUUAAAAUGAUGUAUUAUGAUUGUAUGUGAAUACUGGAGUUAUUAUAUUUAGCAUAUACAUUCACUGUAAAAAUGUGCUCAUUAAAGACUGAGUUCAUUGAGAUGGAGGUGAUUUCUAUAAAUCUUUUCACUGACGAACAAUCAUGAACAGCGCUUCACAAUACCACAGUAAUUUCUAAUUGUACAUUUAAACUAAGAUUAUUCUUUGACUACAGCUGUUACAUUAAGUUACUUUCACAAAAAUUGGCAAUCAAGUACUGAUAUACAAUGCAAUCAAUUUGCAUUGUGUCGAAAGAAUAAAAGACAAAGAACGGUUUGGAAAAUUGACUGUUUUGAGAAAACUGCUGUGAUAUUGGCAGCCUCAAGCAGAUUUUAAAACAUUAUUCAUCAUAAGCAAGUGCCACCAUGAACCAAGGUCACCAAUUACUUUCCUGUAUUAUUGUGUAAUUCAUCCUCUAUUUAAAAGAUUAGAAAAUACUUUGAAUGCAUAAUAAUAUUCAUGUGCUAAAACACACAUGAAGACACAUUUAUACAAGGUGUUAUCAGUGAUGACUUUAUAAUCGG